Molecule: messenger RNA, 729 nt
Organism: Hydra vulgaris (swiftwater hydra)
Lineage: Eukaryota; Metazoa; Cnidaria; Hydrozoa; Anthoathecata; Hydridae
Source: RefSeq, a predicted model, not a curated record
GUUUAUAACUUUAGUGAAGAAAUUAAUAGAAAUCUAAAAUGUUUACAACGCUUUUAUUGACGACCUUCUUUGGAUACAUUGUAACUCUUGGUUAUGAAGCAGCAAGUUGUUUGGAUAAAAAUCAUUUUUUGCACGAAAGUAAAAAAGAAGAUAUUUCCAAAAUAGAACAAGAUAUUUUUGAGUUAGAAACUGACUUGCUCGGACUCUAUAAAAAAAAAUACGAUUUAAAAGAUUUGGCGGCUUCGUUUUAUCCUUUAUUUCCUAAAUUUAAUACUGAUUAUGAAAGCAAUUCAGAAAAUCAGUUAAACCAUCCACGAUCUAUUGGAGGACCUCCAGGUGUACCAUGGUUAGAAUCAUUGUUAAAUACUUACAAUGACUAUAAAAGAAGUAAAAAUACACCUGCAGGAUUUCCGUGGAAAAAAACAGUUGAUAUUUUUAACAAAAACGAAACUCCAAAAAAACCAAUACUAAGUCCGUCAAAAAUUGAUAUUUCUCAAAAGUUGCAAUCAUUAAAUGCUCUGUUAAAGGACUAUGAAAAAAAAGAGGCAAAAACAACUGAUUUGGUAGGGGAAAAAAUAAUCGGCAACAUACUACCAGAAGACGAUAAAAUUAGUGCAACAGAAGAAAACUUGCUCGAUAAACUUUUCAAAUCGAUUAAAGAAUCUCGAUGAUUGGAGAUUGGAGAAUCUUGAUGAUUGGAGAUUGGAGAAUCUCGAUGAUUGGAGAACU